UCUAGAAUAAUGUUGCGCUUUGCUGAUUUGCUUGAGAAGCAUGCUGAUGAAAUAACAGCUCUUGAAGUUUGGGAUAAUGGGAAGCCAUAUGAUCAGGCAGCAGCAGAUGAAAUACCCCUGCUCAUUCRUCUUUUCCGGUAUUAUGCUGGCUGGGCCGACAAAAUCCAUGGCCUCACAAUUCAGGCUGAUGGUCCGCAUCAUGUCCAGACCCUGCAUGAACCCAUUGGUGUUGCAGGGCAAAUUAUACCAUGGAACUUCCCUCUUCUAAUGUAUGCUUGGAAGGUUGGGCCUGCAUUGGCUUGUGGUAACACUGUAGUACUUAAAACUGCUGAACAGACACCAUUAUCUGCCCUCUAUGUUUCAAAGCUUUUCCUUGAGGCAGGACUUCCUCCUGGUGUGCUAAAUAUUGUAUYUGGUUAUGGUCCCAGUGCUGGUGCUGCUCUUGCUGCUCUUGCUGAUAUUAAGCAGAAUCGAACAAUCAUUAUUCGAUGUCACACCCCACUAAAGCAGAAACACGAGUUGCGGAUAUUUGCCUUUCAUGAAAUCUUCUCGCUCCCAAGUGUACUCUGGACCAUGUUUCGCAUUCCAGCGGACCUUAAUAAUAGGGACUUUUCUGCUCCUCAACCGUUUAACUUCUCGGUCCAGUAUCUCGAUUGGUUCUUCAACAAGGUGUAA
Cynara cardunculus var. scolymus (artichoke) is the source of this 675-nucleotide messenger RNA. RefSeq names its product aldehyde dehydrogenase family 2 member B4, mitochondrial-like. The transcript has 5 exons. Gene Ontology annotation, molecular function: aldehyde dehydrogenase (NAD+) activity. The coding region runs from base 10 to 675 and encodes 221 amino acids. NCBI's taxonomy places the organism in Eukaryota, Viridiplantae, Streptophyta, Magnoliopsida, Asterales, Asteraceae. The record is from RefSeq and is a predicted model, not a curated record.